This is a messenger RNA of Phacochoerus africanus (Common warthog), 1550 nucleotides long. It is a transcript of the gene TAS2R16, whose product is annotated as taste 2 receptor member 16. Gene Ontology annotation, molecular function: bitter taste receptor activity; G protein-coupled receptor activity. Gene Ontology annotation, cellular component: membrane. The record is from RefSeq and is a predicted model, not a curated record. The transcript has a single exon. NCBI's taxonomy places the organism in Eukaryota, Metazoa, Chordata, Mammalia, Artiodactyla, Suidae. Gene Ontology annotation, biological process: detection of chemical stimulus involved in sensory perception of bitter taste; sensory perception of taste; G protein-coupled receptor signaling pathway. Bases 333 to 1235 code for a protein of 300 amino acids.
GCUAAAGACAUCUCAGGCUGAUAAUGAAGAAAUAAACAAGAUGGUUACAAAAUAGUGAUGCCUGUUAUGGGAAUAAUCAAAUCACUUCAGAAGCAAGAAUCCACAUUCCAACAACAUUUCCCUGCAUCCAGGCCUGAUAAUCAGCCAGCAAGCAAAGCCUAAGCAAAUCCUGCAGAUAGGAAAAUGGCAAUGUGAAAAACAAGCUGGGGAAAUUUGCAUCCAGAGGGAGGCACUAUCUUGCAUGAAACGCUAGCCGGCCAGGAGCCUGGUCCCUACCUGGAAAUUGCUGCAGAGAUUUUGAGUCUGUACCCAGAAGCUUCUGGAGUAGAAGGAUGAUCCCCAUCCAACUUUCUGUCUUCUUCAUGAUCAUCUAUGUGCUCGAGUGCUUGGUAAUAAUUGUGCAGAGCAGCUUAACUGUUGUCUUGCUGGGCAGAGAGUGGGUGCAAGUCAAGAAGCUGUCUCCUGUGGACGUGAUUCUCACCAGCCUGGGCAUCUGCCGCUUCUGUCAACUGUGGUCAUCCAUGCUGUUCAAUUUUUUCUCCCACUUCCAUCCUCACUGUGUAUUUUGGUACUUCGGGAUCGUCUGGGAGUUUACUAACACGCUCUCGUUCUGGCUAACCAGCUUGCUUGCCGUCCUCUACUGCGUCAAAGUCUCCUCCUUCAGCUGCCCCAUCUUCCUCUGGCUGAAGUGGAGAAUUGUGAGGUUGUUUCCAUGGCUAUUGCUGGGUUCUCUGCUGAUUUCGUGUGUGUCAAUGAUCCUUUCAGCUAUUAGGAAUCACAUCAAGAUUCAGUUAAACUCCAUGAGGCAUUUCUCUAGAAACAGCACCGUGACGGAGAGACUUGAGACAUUUCUGCAGCAGUAUUCCUCAUAUCAAGGGAUUAUGUUGGCUCUUCCUUUCCUCCUGUUCCUGGCCUCCACCAUCUUGCUCAUGGCCUCAUUGUCCCAGCACGUGAGGCAGAUGAAACAGCAUCACACCAGCCACUCCAUCCCUAGCCUGAAAGCUCCCGCUACUGCCCUGAGGUCGCUGGCCAUCUUCCUCAUCUUCUUCACCUCUUAUUUUCUGAUCACAGUCAUCUCCAUUAUGGGUGCCCUAGUUAAUAAAAAAUCCUGGUACUGGGUCUGGGAAGCUGUCAUCUAUGGUAUAGUCUCUAUUCAUUCUACUUCACUGAUGCUGAGCAGCCCUAAACUGAGAAGGGUUUUCAAGGUAAGAUGCUGGGGCUUAGAGGCUGCCUGAGGCACACGGUACAAGAAGACCCCUGGGCAAAUGCAAAAGGGAGUUGGCAUUGACAUAACUAAUAUCAGUAACCUAAGUGGACUGACCCUCGACAAUCCCCUGAGUGAUAGUGACACACCAAAAAUGCAAGCCUCAUUCUGUUCGCCCACAGCCAUCUAUCUCUAAAGAAGCAAUCCCUGCUCUAUCAAUGCCACUCCUUUCUCUACCUUUCCACAAGCGCCAGGUUGGUCCCAACUAUCUCAUGAUUUCCCCAUCCCUUUUUCAUCUCCCCACCUCUGGAAUCUCACUUCCAGUGUAUUCAGCACAAGAGGUCCA